Striga asiatica is the source of this 453-nucleotide messenger RNA. The record is from the annotation of a GenBank genome assembly. NCBI's taxonomy places the organism in Eukaryota, Viridiplantae, Streptophyta, Magnoliopsida, Lamiales, Orobanchaceae.
AUGGCGCUCUCGAAACAGGGAGGAUUAGCAUCCCCGAACAAGUACUUGAAGAACGCCUCCAGAUUCACCCCCCCGUCUAUGAAACAAGUGUGCGUGCUUGAGCCCAUCGAUGAGGCCCUGCGCGCCGUCCACCGUCGAGUUCGCUUCCCCCUGCAUCUCGGCCAGGAACCGCCGCAGUCCGGCAGCUUCCAUCACCUAUAUAACCGUCACGAAAUUCUCAAUCCGAUUAAAACACUAACGAAUCGAAGAGCGGAAAACGUGAUUGGAAUCGGCUAUUCUUUAAUAGGGAAUAGUCUAAACGAAGUUCGAAGCUUAAAGGUGAAAGAAUCGAGGGAUGUCGGCCAUGGAUUUUUUGCUUUCCUUAACCUAGAAGGCGGAUGGUUCUUUUUUCUGCGGGGUUUCAUAUAUAUUGCAAAUCUUAGGUAUAAUUGUAAUAUUUAUGACUCUGUUUAG